Antechinus flavipes (yellow-footed antechinus) is the source of this 9065-nucleotide messenger RNA. It is a transcript of the gene DGCR8, whose product is annotated as DGCR8 microprocessor complex subunit. The transcript has 14 exons. Gene Ontology annotation, molecular function: double-stranded RNA binding; identical protein binding; primary miRNA binding. Gene Ontology annotation, biological process: primary miRNA processing. The record is from RefSeq and is a predicted model, not a curated record. The coding region runs from base 568 to 2889 and encodes 773 amino acids. NCBI's taxonomy places the organism in Eukaryota, Metazoa, Chordata, Mammalia, Dasyuromorphia, Dasyuridae. Gene Ontology annotation, cellular component: microprocessor complex.
CGGCUCCUUCACAACCCCAUUGGCUACCUGGCCUGCCACGUCUUCGAAGAGACCAAUAAGGGGCGGCGGCGUUCGACGGCGGCCUGCGAUUGGCGAGCUCGGCCCUGGGGGCCCGGUGCGUCCCCCCGGAGGCUCGAGCGCGCUCCGCCUCAGCCUGGCUGGCGGUUUAAAGAUGGCGGCGGCAGGGCUCGUGCCCCGCGGCCCCUGACGGACUGACGGAACGACCGGAGGACGGGCUGACGAGAGGAAGGAGCGAGGCUGCGGCGUGAGUGGCAGCGGAGCGGCUUAGGUUCAGGUUGGAUGAAGAAAAGGCACUUAAGGAUUGAAGAACUGCUCCUCCACCUAAGUCUUCAGCUGUUUAAGCUGGAUGCAUUGUGAUUUCCAAUAAUUGAGACAGUGAUUCUAAAAGCUGUCUACAUUAAUGAAAAGAACAAUGUAGUCAGCUUAGCUAAGUCAUCAGUGUUGCCUAUUGACUAAUUUGAUGGAUUUUUGCAUGUUAGGAGAAUAGAUUGAUAUAACUUUUAAGUUUUAUUCUUUUAAAGUGGUCAUUUUAAGAGUAUUUAAGAUAUGGAGACAUUGGAAAGCAUAGCUCCUCUCCAACAAGAGGUGACAAGAGAAUUGAUUGUGGAAAACCACCUUUAUCUCCCGCCACUGCCUCCUAGCGAAGAGCCUCCACCACCUCCCCUGCAAACGUCCAGUGACGCAGACGUAAUGGACGUUGGCUCUGGUGGUGCUGGACAGUCAGAUACCCCAGCUGGGGAUGUGGACGCCCACUUCGGACCCCAGCUUCUCACCAAAGGAUCUGCUCCUUACAAAAGCCGCCUCUGCAUAGAUCCCGACAACUGCGACUUAAGCCCAAGAACAGCUCGCCAUGCCCCUUUAGUUCGAAAAUUCAUCCCCGAUCUUAGGUUGCUUAAGGAUGUCAAGAUUAGCGUAAGCUUUACAGAAAGCUGCAAAAGCAAAGACAGAAAGGUUCUCUAUACUGGAGCUGAGACGGAUGAUAAGGCCGAGGCAGCUUUUAGUAUAAAUGAUGUCAAAGGAGAUUUUCAUGUAUGUCCUUUUGAUGGUAGCCAUGGGAACAUAGUAGGAGUAGUGGGUGAAAGUGUAGAUAAGAGGGAUGAGGAGAAUGAGAUUGAUCAGGAAAAGAGAGUGGAGUAUGCAGUGCUGGAUGAGUUAGAAGAUUUUACUGACAAUAUGGAAAUAGAGGAAGAAACAGGAAGGUUCACAGCUAAAGCAAUUUCUCAACGAGAUAAAGUGGACGAAGACACCUUGAAUUUCUCCUAUGAGGAUGAUUUUGACAAUGAUGUGGAUGCGCUGCUAGAAGAGGGUCUUUGUGCCCCCAAAAAGAGGAAAAUCGAAGAGAAAUAUGGAGGAGAGAGCGAUCACUUGUCUGAUGGAGAGACCACCGUGCAGCCCAUGAUGACCAAAAUAAAGACUGUUCUUAAAAGCCGUGGCCGCCCACCUACAGAACCGUUACCUGAUGGAUGGAUCAUGACAUUCCAUAACUCUGGAAUUCCUGUCUAUCUGCAUAGAGAAUCUAGAGUUGUUACCUGGUCCAGACCAUACUUCUUAGGAACAGGAAGCAUAAGGAAACAUGAUCCUCCCCUGAGCAGCAUUCCUUGUCUGCAUUAUAAGAAAAUGAAGGACAACGAGGAACGAGAACUCAGCAAUGACAUCACCCCGAUUGGAGAUGCCUCCCCGAUCAAGUCCAUGGAGAAGUCUUCAGAACUGGACAGCCAGACUGAGGAACCAGACUCCACGGCAGUGGAUUCGGGGUCCCUUGAUGAGAAAGAACCUCUCGGGGGGGAUACGGCCCAAGGAGCUUUAGGACAAGUGAAGGCCAAAGUGGAAGUGUGUAAAGAUGAAUCCGUUGAUCUUGAGGACUUUCGAAACUAUCUAGAAAAACGCUUUGAUUUUGAGCAAGUUACUGUGAAAAAGUUCAGAACUUGGGCAGAAAGACGCCAGUUCAACCGUGAAAUGAAGCGUAAGCAGGCGGAAUCUGAAAGGCCUAUCUUGCCGGCCAACCAGAAACUCAUUACUUUGUCUGUGCACGAUGCGCCUACAAAGAAAGAAUUCGUUAUUAAUCCCAAUGGGAAGUCAGAAGUCUGCAUCCUACACGAAUACAUGCAGCGAGUCCUCAAGGUUCGCCCUGUUUACACUUUCUUUGAAUGUGAGAACCCAAGUGAGCCUUUUGGAGCCUCAGUGACUAUUGAUGGAGUGACCUAUGGGGCUGGAACUGCAAGCAGCAAAAAGCUUGCAAAGAACAAAGCUGCCCGAGCCACACUGGAAAUUCUCAUCCCUGACUUUGUUAAGCAGACCUCUGACGAGAAACCCAAAGACAGCGAGGAACUAGAGUAUUUUAACCAUAUCAGUAUUGAAGAUUCACGUGUCUAUGAAUUGACCAGUAAGGCAGGACUUUUGUCACCAUAUCAGAUUCUCCACGAGUGCCUUAAAAGAAACCACGGAAUGGGUGACACAACCAUCAAGUUUGAAGUAAUCCCUGGGAAAAACCAGAAGAGUGAAUAUGUGAUGACUUGUGGGAAGCACACUGUCCGAGGCUGGUGUAAAAAUAAAAGAGUUGGGAAACAGUUAGCCUCUCAGAAAAUCCUUCAACUUCUACACCCACACGUCAAAAAUUGGGGCUCUUUAUUGCGCAUGUAUGGCCGGGAGAGCAACAAGAUGGUGAAACAGGAAAUGUCAGAUAAAAGUGUGAUUGAACUUCAGCAGUACGCCAAAAAGAACAAGCCAAAUCUACACAUUCUGAACAAACUGCAGGAAGAGAUGAAAAAGCUGGCGCAGGAGAGGGAGGAAACCCGGAAGAAGCCCAAGAUGACCAUAGUUGAGUCAGCUCAGCCCGGCAGUGAGCCUCUGUGCACAGUCGAUGUGUAACCAGCAGCCCGAGUGGGGAGCAGUGAGACAAGCGGCCUGUGGCCCCUGGGAGCCGCGCUCAGCAGGCUGCUCUUCAGAGAUGCGUCCUUCAGUUUCUGCCCCGUCGGGCCCCUGUCAUUCAUCCCCAACUUGUUACCUCUUAGGAGUCAUGUUUAAAUGAUUGAUCACAAAGGGAAAAAAAGGGCUCUUUGGGGGGCCAUUAAGCAGAGAUGCUAACAAACCACCCUUCACUACAGACCGUCAUCCAGUGUCUGCAUUGGAUGGGUGUUUCCGGAUCAGAUUCAGAGUAUGUACAGUUUGGAGCAGAUAUAUUAGAUAUAUGAAGAGAUACGGGCUUCUGUGUAUGUGCCUCAAACUAUUUUUAUGGAAGGUUUAGUUGCAUUUCAGCUUGUAACAGUUUGCACUGGGAGAGGCCCUUUGGUGCCCAAGAAAAGGACUGAGCGGUUAGGAGCCGUGUUCCACUAUCAGCUUGAGCCCAUCCCUGCUGGAGGCCUGACUUGGGAAGCAGGACCAGGUCACGUUUUUAAAUUCCCAAACCAAAAUGAUUCAUAAUAGGAGUGAGUGACAGGUUUGAUUCUCCCCCACCCUCCACUCUGACCCUUUAAAAAAAAAAAAAACUAUUGGGGAACAGCUGUGAUGAGUAAUUAAUUGUAGCGGUGAAACUCCUUGGCCCUUUGGGCACCAAAGCCAGUUUUUGGCUCUUGGAGGAUAAACUUUUAACUGAAGACGAUUAUUCUUUUAACUGAAAUUUUCUGCCAGUGCGUAACAGUUACAAACUGAAGCCGUGAUUGGCUGAUUUUAAUGGGUUUACUGCCUUGAGUGCAUUUUUAUUUGUUUUUUACCCAAGUCUUAAAACCCUUAAAAAGAGACUUUUUUUAAAAUACCAAGACUCCCUUCUCUCCCUCUUUUCCUUGGUUGGCACCCAGCAAAAUGUUUUUAAGAAAUUGAUUUUUCUCGGUGUGUGACUGGCUAUGGAGUUGUGCUGUGAUGCUUUGAUGAGAUUUUUGUAGCAGUCUUAAAUAGCAGCUUUGGCCUUGAUGUGUGUGGUGUGUUAAUGAUGAUGAACUAAGGCAUUUGGGGGUGUGGGACUGGAUAAGGGCUAGCCAGAGGUGGUCCGGUACGCUUGGACGUCCUGCCAAGAGCACGAGGUGGGCUGUGCCUCUAGGCUGUCUGUUGGCUCUUGGGCUAGCCUCCUGCACCUGCCUUCGGGUCCCAUUGGCUUCUUGUCAAGCAGUGGAGAUGGUCCACGAAUCCCGUCAUCCCCCUCGUGUUCCCUGGUUGUGGUGCUUGUCUUUCCAAGAGCAAGGGACAGGUGAAAGAGCCUGCCCUCUCCAUGUGGGAGAGGUGGGGCUGCCCCAGAUGUCAUGGUGUGAGGAUCUUUUCCCCGUAGUCGUGCAGUGUCCUGGUUCCGAGGGGCUAUGGGGGCCUUCUUGGCUGUGGGGAGGACGAGUCCUUCCAGGACUUAGAAGAAAACUUGUGCUCGUUCAGUGGUAUGGUCAGUGUGAAGUCUGAAGAAUUGCUGUCUGUUUUUCUGUGUAGAAAAGGAGAAAGGAAGGUGAGAUUCCUCAUCCCUCCUCUUAGUAGAGCUUUAAUGCGGGGGGAAGGCAGCAGGCUCUGGGAGAGACUCCUUGGUGGGUCAGACGAUCAGAGCUCUGGCAAGGGCUGACCUCCUUUGCCUCUGGGUGGCACGUCCACCCCACCACCCCAGGACAGGCCAAGUGCCCGUUAGAUUUGUGCCCCCAUUCCCUCCCCUUCCUGUAUCUCCCACCCACACUUUUGUUGCAGAUUCCGACCUGCCCCAGAAGUCUCACGCCUUGGAAACAGGCAAAAAUCACCAACGCCAUAUUGUUCUCCAGCUGGCCCUCCAUUUUAAUCAUCCCUCGGCCCUGGCUCUGAAUUAUGUAAAGGUGACUUUUGCCCUUAGCGAGAGCGGGCAGAGACUCAGUGACCCAAAGCUCUGUCCAUAUUUGGCGUUGCUGCCAGCACAGCCUCAGACUCCCCUCAGGGUGGAUUCAAGGGUCACAGUCUCCCCCUUAGCAAGGAGGGGGGCUGCUGGGCUGGCGGCUUUUGGCGAGGUUGCUCCCUCGGUCUUUGUCACCCACAUGAUGAGCGCUUGACUGUGGGUGUCUGUGCCAGGACCCAUCUGUGGACUCUCCGCCUGGAACAAACGUCCGGAGGAAGCCCUCGCCCUCCUCACUUUGGCCUGGGUGUGCGUCCUGGGGCGGGGGGUUCUUGAGGUACCGUGUCAAUAAAGUGGGACCAUCCUCUCUGCUUGUUUGCUUCUGUACGCGCCAGCUCGGGGAUAAAAUACAAAUCCCUGUCCUCCCAGAUCGUAAAGUCAGUCAGGGAAGGACUACAUUGGCUUUGAAAGUAAGUUCAUGGGAUUGAAAGUGGGCAAGGGAAAGAGAAUUCUCCUAACCUCACCCUUGAACACCUAUUAACUUGUCCUUUGAGGACCUGGGCUUUCAGAAGCAGGGACGGGUGCCGCCUUUCUCUGAUUCUGUGGGCUGUGGACUCCCACCAUGUGGCCCCCAGGUUUAUCUUAGGACGUUACCUGCCCCAAACUCCCAGCUCAUGUGCUUAUGAGGCGCUCUUCUCUGUCAAGGGAAUUCCUUGUGUGCCUAGUGUCAGAAGGGUGGCCCAGCCAUGGGGCACUGGGCACUUGGGCAUUUCCCAAGCACCUCCAAGCUUCUGUGGUAACACAUCUGUUACCUUGGGGCCCCUAGGUCUGAGAGCCGCCAGCUGCCUCUGGGGUGAAAUCAAGAUGAGACCAGGGGGGCACAUUGCCUAGAAUUGGGCAGGGGAGAAGUAGGAGCCCUGGUGGGGCACAACCCCCUGGCAGGACUGGGGGCUAAAAUGACAAGUGGCAUUUGUGUAGGGGAGAAGACCCGGCUAGGCCCUGGGCCAGACCUCUCUGAGCCUCUGUUCCUUCAGCUGUAAAACUGAAGAGGGGGUAGAACCCUGUCUAUCCUCUGAGGCCCCACAUGAGCUGGCCCAUUGCAGGUUGCAUUUAUUCUUAGAAUGCAGGAGCUGCACUGGGUCCUGAGAGACCUAGGGGGUUUUCAAGUGACUCUAUCCCAGUGGAAGUGAUGGGGACCCCAAAAUGACUCUUCCAAUAAAAGCCAGCUCUCUGUCAAUGGAACUCCUAGCAUUGAUUGCUCGCUUCCAGGAUCUCUUCUCAGCUUGGGUGCUGUGGGCCUUCCCCUCUUCAGGGACCCAAGUGGGUAGCUACUUUGUGGAGGCGGUCCAGCUCCUGGCCUGGAGGUAUGUGAGCUGAGUUGGGCCCAAAGAGAUGGAGGAACCUUAUCUUGAUGGCUCUGUGUUGUCCUCUGUUGUGUGUAGGGAUAGUGCUGGUGCCGGCUUUGGUAGUAGUUUGUGCCCUUGGGGACUAAGCGGGGGCACAUCGGCCCUUCAGAUGAAUCAGGACAGAAGGGAAGUCUCUUGUCUAGUCCGUUUGGCACUUUUUACCCAGGAAGAAGCAAAUGCACAGAAGUGAAGGGGUGGGGGGGGUCUCUCAAGGUGGGAUAGAGCAUUGGACUAAUAGUUGGGCAGACCCAAACUCAAAGCCGGCCUUAGACAUAGUUUUGGACCCUGAGCAGGCCACUUCCCUGCUGCAGCCUCCGGUCUAAGGCUGCUUUGAGGAUCAGGUGUGAGUCACAAACCUGAACCUUGGGUGUCCCACUUUAUUUGACGCUGGCUUUUGUGAAAGGUCCCGUGGCUCUGGAGGGCUCCCCUGUUGCCUCCUGCCUUCAGAAGCAUGUUCAGUCCUGCUUGACCUGACACCCCUGAUUUAGCAAAAGCCUAGCUGGGAUUUAGUCUCCUUUGCUGAGAAUUCAUCUGUUAUAUCCCCCCACUAAGUGGGUGUUCCCCAACACUGUCUUGGGUUUCUGUUCUCUGUUCUAGAUCUCAACCAACUCAGCACUCUCCAUGGGUUGUUUUUAUGCAGAUGGACUUCUAAGUUUCUAUAUCCAGCCUUCGGCUCUCUCCUUGAAUUGGGUAUUCUACAGCUUCCUUAAAUUCAGCAUUUCCAAAGUGGAACUCAUGGCCCAUAUCCACCCCCCCCCCCCUUAAAAUUUGCUCUUACUGGUGUCUCCAGGUUUGAGCCCUGUUCUAGGACUCCUCCCUGCACAUCCAAUCCACAUCCUCCUGAUCCUCUCUCAGGCCCCUUCUCCCGGCACAUAGUUCUCACCCUAAUUAAGGACCAAAUCUAGCAGGUACUAUUAGGAUAACAUUCUGGUUGGUCUCUUUGCCUCAAGCUCUCCCCGCUUGAACCUCCACACUUUCCACAUGGGGUUCUUAGUACCAUUUCUUGGGAAAUUUUCUGUUUUUAUGGAUUCCAAAUUCCAAGAAAAAUCAGUUGAGAAAUUGGGGGAAAGUAUUGGUUUGUGAGAAGUAAAGGUUAGUGCUCAACAUUGAGUUAAAGGCGUCUGCGGACAGUGUGGAAAGCAAGAGCAGGGUGCACUGACAUAAGAGGUGAAAGUUAAGAUGGAUAGGUCCAGGGUAGGAGUUUCAAGAAGAGAGCUCAGUCAUAACUGUUGACUUUAAGUCUGUGUUCAUGGCCGUGUCUGCUGGUAACAGUGAGUCAUUCUUGGAAAUCAGUGUUAUUAAGUUUCUAUACAUGGUAUACUGUAUCCAAGUCCUUUGAGCGGUGUUCCAAGAUGCAAAAGAAGUCCCUAAUUGAUGAUCUUGCUUCAUGCUCUUAUGUAGUGGUUUACCUUGUAGGAGAGCUGAAUGGUAGCAUUUGAAUAAUAAUAUUUGCUGGCAUUUUUCAAUAUUUUCCAAAUAUUUCCAUAUUUGAAUAUCUGCUAUAGACUAGAAUUCUUUGUAAGUACUACAAAAUUUAAUGUUUAUUUAUUAAACACCAUUUUUUUUUACUUCCCUCCCUUUUUACUUUUUUCCAAUUGCAUGUAAAGAUAAGUUUCCAACAUUAACUUUUAUAAGAUUUUGAUUUCCAAAUUUUUCCCCUUCCCGAAACAGCAGUCAAUCUGAUAGAGGUUUUACAUGUGCAGUUACAUUAAACAUAUUUACACAUUAGUCAUGAAGUGAAAGAAGAAUCAGUACAAAAGGGAAAAAACCACAAGAAAAAAAAAAACAAAAGUCAAAAUAGUAUGCUUCAAUCUGCAUUCAGAUGCUAUGUAUUUCUUUCUCGAAUGUGGAUAGCAUUUUCUAUCAUGAAUCUUUUAGAAUUAUCUUAGAUCAUUGUAUUGCUAAGUCAUAGCUUCACUUAGUAUCAGUUCAGGUUGUUCUGAAAUCUGCCUGCUCAUCAUUUCUUAUGGAACCAGUGAUAUUCCAUUACAUUCAUUUACCAUAAUAUGUUCAGCCAUUCCCCAAUUGAUGGGCAUCCUCUCAAUUUUUCGUUUGCACAAAAGGAGCUGAUAAAAACCUUUUUGUAAAUGUGGGACCUUUCCCCCUUUUUAUGAUGUCUUUAGCAUAUAGACCUGGUAGUGUUAUUUCUGAAUCAAUAGGGAUGCACUGUUUUAUAGCCUUUGGCCCUAGUUCCAAAUUAUUCUCCAAAAUGGUUCACAACUCCACCAACAGUGCAUUAGUGUUCAAAUUUUCCCACUUCUCCAACAUAAUUUUCCUUUAUUGUCAUAUUUGUUAAUCUGGUAGGUUGUUUUAGUUUCAUUUCUCUAAUCAAUAGUGAUUUGGAGCUUUUUACAUAAUGUCUAGAUAGGUUUAAUUUUAUCUUUGUUCAUAUCCUUUGACUACUUUUAUCAAUUGGGGAAUAACAUAAUAAGUUUGACUCAGUUUUCUAUACAUUUAAAAAUGAGGCCUUUUUCAGAAACCCUUGGUAUAAAAAUUAUUUCCCAGCUUUCUGCUUUCCUUUUAAUUUUGGUUGCAGUGACUUUUUAAAAUUUAAUGUAAUCGAAAUUAUCCAUUUUGCCUUUCAUAAUGUUCUUUUAUCUCCCUUCUCUAUAGAUUUGACAGGUAAACUAUUCCUUUCCUAAUUUGCUCAUGGUAUCACUCUUUCUGUCUAAAUCAUGUAUUCUUUUUGACCUCAUCUUGGUAUAUUGUAUGAGAUGUUGUAUUCCUAAUUUCUGCCAUACUAUUUUCCAGUGUUUCCAGCAGUUUUUGUCAAACAGUUUUUAUCCCAGAAGCUGGAAUCUUUGUGUUUAUCAAACAGUAGAUCAUAAUCAUUGACAAUUAAACACAAUUUUCAAGAUCCAUUAAAAGAA